GCAAAACAAACAACAAAUUUAUCAGUUCUUAAUUUCUAUCUAGAAUUCAAAAAAAAAGCGACGAAUUAUUGUAUAAGGUUUAGUCGCUCGUUAUGGUCCGCGAACCAGUUGCCGGCACAAGAAGCAAAACAAACAACAAAUUUAUCAGUUCUUAAUUUCUAUCUAGAAUUCAAAAAGAAAGCGACGAAUUAUUGUAUAAGGUUCGGUCACUCGUUAUGGUCCGCGAACCAGUUGCCGGCGCAAGAGGCAAAACAAACAACAAAUUUAUCAGUUCUUAAUUUCUAUCUAGAAUUCAAAAAGAAAGCGACGAAUUAUUGUAUAAGGUUUGGUCGCUCGUUAUGGUCCGCGAACCAGUUGCCAGCGCAAGAGGUUAAAAAUCGAUACGAUUUUGUUGGUCGCCUGUUGGCCAGCGUGUCGAGUCUAAAUGUUUCGACUCGUCAAUAA
Messenger RNA from Heterotrigona itama, 444 nucleotides. The record is from the annotation of a GenBank genome assembly. Lineage: Eukaryota; Metazoa; Arthropoda; Insecta; Hymenoptera; Apidae.